Nematostella vectensis (starlet sea anemone) is the source of this 1862-nucleotide messenger RNA. RefSeq names its product POU domain, class 3, transcription factor 4. The record is from RefSeq and is a predicted model, not a curated record. Gene Ontology annotation, biological process: regulation of transcription by RNA polymerase II. Bases 121 to 1245 code for a protein of 374 amino acids. Gene Ontology annotation, molecular function: DNA-binding transcription factor activity, RNA polymerase II-specific; RNA polymerase II cis-regulatory region sequence-specific DNA binding. NCBI's taxonomy places the organism in Eukaryota, Metazoa, Cnidaria, Anthozoa, Actiniaria, Edwardsiidae. The transcript has a single exon.
ACGAGAGGUUGGCCAAUCGGAUAGCGGGAAGUCAACACAACUUUCGACACGUUUUCGGGCUGGCGGCAAAAUACUCAGGCCUCUUGUGAGGAGCAGCUAGCAUUGAAAUAACCGAGCGCAAUGGCAACACAGAAUAAUAACCCGUACGGUGGACAGCAAAACAUCCCAUCGGCCAGUACUCAAGGCGAAACGAGGAUGCAAGUCCAACCGACCACUAUGGCUUAUCGCGAGGAGCAACCGGUCGUGAAAUACGAAACUAUUUCUCAGCCAAAUCCAGUGAGCGAGCAACAGCGGGUCCAGAAUCUUGCUACCCAUCAAUGGGUUGUACAAGAUCAUAGCGGAGCGGUCGGUUGGCCGCCAAACUCCGCCAUGAGCGUGCAAGAAGUCAAACCGAUGCUACGUGACGAUGGUUCGCCAGUUGUAAUGACCACAGCAUCGGGCGCCACACUAGUCCACCACAGGCCCGGCCACCCUGGUAUGCUGGAGCAAGUUCGCUGGACGACGCCACCGAAUGCAGGAUCGCCUGACCAUACUCGUAUACAUCUGAACGCUGCGCUGCAACCAGGGAGUCCUGUCUCAGUGGCGUACCAAAACGUGAAUGGCUCCAUGACUCUGCCAGCCUCAUUCGCGCCGAAUAACCAGACGAUUCGCGAGAACCCGGGCGUGCAAGACCCCCAGCUUCAACACGAUAUUCUUGACGCAGAUGACGAUACUCCGACUUCUGACGACUUGGAGCAGUUCGCCAAGCAGUUUAAGCAGCGUAGGAUCAAACUGGGGUUCACUCAGGCGGACGUCGGACUUGCGCUUGGUACACUCUAUGGCAAUGUUUUUAGUCAGACUACCAUAUGCAGGUUCGAGGCUUUGCAGCUGAGUUUCAAGAACAUGUGCAAGCUCAAGCCUCUACUGCAGAAAUGGUUAGAAGAAGCUGAUAACAAUAAUGGGGCUACGGGAGGAGUGGAUAAACUUGCUACCACUGGACGCAAGCGCAAGAAGAGAACGUCCAUCGAGGUCGCUGUCAAAGGAGCACUAGAAAAUCAUUUCUGCAAGAGUCCAAAACCAACAGCGCAAGAGAUCUCCGCGCUGGCAGAGAACCUCGGGCUUGACAAGGAAGUGGUGAGAGUAUGGUUCUGUAACAGGCGACAGAAAGAGAAGAGAAUGACUGCUACAGUAACGAACGGAGACGAGGAGAGCGGCCACCAUCCUCAUACUGGGGUGACAGUCGCGUCUAUAGUUGCAAAUCAGUGAAUUCUAGCCUUGAGUCAGUACGAGCUAUAAUACAGUGAUAUGGAUUGACUUUCAGUACUAUGAAAACCGCGCGAGUUAAUCGAGUCAGGGGCAAUGCUAUUAGGCGGCCUAUACGUACUGUACUGUAAGAAAAUCGAACAGCCACUCUUGGAUGUAAAGACACUAGGCGAAUUAAAGAGGAAUAGAAUUUAAAUUCUUCAUAAUUCAGACUGAACCAUACCUAUCGGGAUGAGAAUUAUUCCCCGAACGCCAGUCUACCUGUACAUAACAUACCCAUAGCUUUCGUAAAAAACAGUCUCAUUUGUUUUGUUCAAUUAUUUCAAGCCAAAGAAAUGUAGAUUAAUUUAGAUUUGUUCUUUUACUGUUUUUCUUACUUAGCCAUAGGGUAAAAACAAAGUUGUAUAUAAAGUAAAAAUGACUGUGGUCUUCCUAGUUGAGAGAAAUUUAAACCCGAUUGGCGACAGUUAGAAUCAAGACCAAAAGGAAUUCGUCCGCUAGUCUUCGUGACAGAGAAAUAUCAAUGCAUAUCUAUCAUACUUUUCUAUAUAAUCAAGGUUGUUCAAACCUUAACGAGUAUCAAGACUAACUUAUUAAAGUUUUUUACGUUAAAACACAUG